Messenger RNA from Rotaria sordida, 1481 nucleotides. The record is from the annotation of a GenBank genome assembly. NCBI's taxonomy places the organism in Eukaryota, Metazoa, Rotifera, Eurotatoria, Philodinida, Philodinidae.
UCGUUAACAAUUGAUACAUCAACUUUAGGCUUUAUUCGAGUUGGAUCACUUUAUGUACGUACCAAUGUUGAACAAGAAAUAGAUUUGGGGAAAGGUUUGAUUCAUACGCAAACAGUUAUAGAAUAUCUUGAAAUGCUUGUUGCUGCAAUGCAAAGUAAACGUGUAACAAUGUUAGUUGGACCAACAGCAUCAGGUAAAAGUGCACUACUUUAUGAACUUGCUCGUAUCUGUCAUAAAAACUUAAUCGUUCUUCAUUUAACACAAGAAACUGAAACAGCUGAUUUGAUUGGACAAUGGGUACCUCGUGUUUGUGAGGAAACAAAUCAAUUAUUGGAAGAUUUUCCAGCUAUUAUACAUGUUGACAAUUUUAUAAAACGUCUUACAAAAUUUCUUCUUAUUUAUGUUUGUCCAAUAUUAAAGCGAGAGAAUCCAGAAGCUGAACGAGAAACAAAGUUUUUAUUACCAAGAUUAGUCUCGAAUUGGCUUGAUAUUCGAACACAAUUUCAACUUUAUUUUACUUCGCUAAGUGAUUCUUCAAAAUCUGAAUUAGAAAAACAAACGAUGGAAAAUGAUCAAAGCAGUGAAAAUCAGUCGACUGUCUCCAAAAUAAGUGAUUCAUCUAUAGAAGACCUAACAACAACAGUUAUUGACACAAAUACGAAUAACAAACUAUUAUCACACAUUGAAAAAUGUAUGAAUCAUUUAAAAUUUAUUGAAGAAAAAUUAUCAAAACAAAUUGUCUACCUUGAAAGACACAAAAGUCUCUGUUCAGAUACAAAUAUUCUAUUGCAAGAUUGUAAAAAUCUUAUUCGCUUAAUAAAAAUCUAUCAUAAAGAAUGUUCACUUAAAAAAAAACAAAAAUCGAUAAAUACAAAUACAGAGCAUAGCAAAGCUGAUAUAACAUUUAAAUUUAUUGAAUCACAACUUGUACAAGCAAUUCGUGAAGGUCAUUGGAUUGUAUUAGAUAAUAUCAACAGUGCACCACCUGAAGUACUUGAACGAUUAUUAUCAUUAUUUGAAGAGAAUCCAGUUUUAAAUUUGUAUGAAAAUAAUACAACAGAAGAUGAAAAUAAUGCAACGGAAGAACUUAGUGGAGAUAAAAUUCAUCCAGGUUUUGCUCUUUUUGCCACAUAUAAUCCAAAACUUGAAGGUGCUAAUAAACUUUCAAGUGCAUUAACAAAUCGAGUUCUCUCUAUAUAUGUCGAUGCUCUAGAUAAUGAUGUUAAAUAUGAUUUAAAGGUGAAUAAAAGAAACGAUGCUAAUAAAUUAGAUAAAUUUGAUCCAACAAAAACGAACGUUUAUAAAAUUUUGUUAGAUCAAUUUAUUGGUGUCCAUGGUGGCUAUGAACUCGUAUCGUAUUGUUUAUUUUGUCAUGCUGAUGCUAAAAUGAUGUUACAAAACGAAGACAUACAUACUAUAAAAGGUUUUCAAUAUUCUUUUCGAACAUUACAAAAUACUUGUUCGACAGCUCGAUACUUAAU